AUGGCCGACGAUGGCAUGUUCCUCAACUUCUCCGUCGACGAGACCAGCGCACCAUCAGUCCAUGCCGGCCCGAAGUUCAAAGGUGGGUCAUGGCGAGACCGCCUGAAGGCGAAGAGGUCGGCGCAAAGAGCUGGACGGGGUGAGGGCGGAGAAGGGCAGAGAAGAACAAACGAUCCGAAUAGCCUGCCUGUGUCACAGCGACGUGUUCAGUCUGAGGACUUUCCGGACCCUCGACCGACAAAGAGACGGCGCGAGAAUGGACAAGCGAUAGACUCAAGACGAAAUGAGCACAGACAGGGCACAUCAGGGCCCCGCGAGGUCAUAUCCUCACUAUUCACAUACAACCCGAAACCAUCGACCACGACCGAGGAGCUCCAGCCAACGAGUGGAGAAGAGAAGCCCACCGCUCCGUCUAACGCGCCUCUCAUUGACGGCAUGGACACAUUCACCUCCCUCGGUCUCACUCCAACAAUAGCAGCCCACCUGCUCACGAAGAUGAACCUGAAGACACCCACCGCCAUCCAAAAGGCCGCCAUAUCACAAAUGCUCAAAGACCCGAGUGACGCUUUCAUACAGUCCGAGACAGGCUCGGGAAAGACCCUCGCAUACCUCCUCCCACUUGUCCAACGCAUAAUGACAGUAAGCGCAGAGCAGAAAGAACACGCCGAAGACUCACUGCUGCUACACCGCGACUCGGGACUCUUUGCCAUCAUCCUCGCCCCUACGCGCGAGCUGUGCAAACAGAUCUCGGUCGUGUUGGAACGCCUGCUCGGCUGUGCGAGGUAUAUCGUCGCUGGUCACGUCCUGGGCGGGGAGAAGAAGAAGUCGGAAAAGGCUCGCCUGCGAAAAGGGCUCAACAUCCUGGUCGCCACACCCGGCCGGCUGGUCGACCAUCUGGAAAACACAAAGGCCCUGGACGUGAGUAAUGUCCGCUGGCUUGUCUUGGAUGAAGGAGACAGACUCAUGGACUUGGGGUUUGAAGAGGAUAUCACGAAGAUUGUGAAGAUGCUAGACCAAAGGAAGCAGGCACGAGAGACCAGGGGGACCCUCCACUGGCCGGGCUUGCCUCCCAAGAGGACUACGGUGCUGUGUUCGGCGACGUUGAAGAUGAAUGUGCAGAAGUUGGGAGAGAUCAGUUUGAAGGACGCGAUACUGAUCAAAGGGGACGGCGGUGAUAGUGGGACAGCAGACAAUACCGAGACGAAGGAGGCAAAAGUCAACGGCAACGGGACCGUGGACGUGAAUUCGGCCUUCCUGGCGCCAGCACAGCUCAAGCAGUCCUACAUUGUUGUUGCCGCCAAACUACGCUUCGUCACUCUCACAGCAUUGCUCAAACGCACCUUCGCGCGGAAAGGCUCAGUGAUGAAAGCGAUUGUGUUCCUGUCGUGCGCAGACUCGGUCGAGUUCCACUUCAAAGCCUUCACCACGGCACUCGAAGGUGGCGACGAUGCAGGACCGAAAGCGACUCCAGACGACUCCGACUCCGACGCCAACUCCACUAUCAAAGUCCCGCAAGCCACCAAAGCCGUCAAAGCCGCCCAUCCAGCGAAACCUUCUACUCAAGAACCACCUCCUCCAUCAGACCCUUCCGCCCCGUCGCCGACCUUGUCGUCGAAAUCAAACCCCCUGACACUCUACAAGCUGCACGGCUCACUCCCGCAACAGACCCGCACCGCGACAAUCAACGCCUUCACCCACGCUUCCACGCCCUCCCUCCUCCUCGCCACGGACGUCGCCUCCCGCGGCCUCGACCUGCCCAACCUGGAUCUCGUGAUCGAGUACGACCCGGCCUUCAGCGCCGAAGACCAUCUCCACCGAAUCGGCCGCACCGCGAGACUCGGCCGCGACGGCCGCGCCGUGAGUUUCCUCCUCCCCGGCAAGGAGGAGGGCUACGCCUCGGGGGUGCUCAAGGCAUCGUACAAACCCAGCGACGAGAGCGUGACCAACGUGUCGAGCAUGGACGCAGACGACGUGUUGAAAAAAGGUUUCACCCCCUCGUCCGGGGUGAUUUCGACCAAGAAGACCCGGCGGGACGCGAAAAAGCAGCCCCGGGGGCGGGAUCCCGAGAAGGCAGCUGGCGAUGGCGGUGUCGACCUUGACGGCGCGGACUGGCGCACCCGCGCCACGAACCUGCAACUCGCGCUCGAGCGCUUCGUCCUCGCCACGCCGGCGACCAGGGACCUCGCGCGCAGGGCGUUCCAGAGCCACGUUCGCGCCUACGCCACCCACACGGCGAGCGAGCGGAAAUACUUUGACAUCAAGGACUUGCACCUGGGCCAUCUGUGCAAGGCGUUCGGGCUGAGGGACACGCCGUCCGGCAUGGGCGUGGGACGCGGAAAAGGCGCGGGAAAGGGCGGAAGAAGGGCGGUGACGAUGACGACGGCGACGACCGGCGAAGGGACGCGUGCGGGUGGAGGUGAGAAGCGGAAGCGAAAAAGAGACGACGGAGGAGGGGUCGAUGAGACGGGCGAUGUCGACGAGGCGGCCCGGAAGAUGAGAGAGAAGAUCAAGAUGAAUAGGAAGAUGAUGAUGGGUGGGGGUGGUGCCGGCGAGUUCAACAUUGCUUGA
Messenger RNA from Cladophialophora carrionii CBS 160.54, 2568 nucleotides. RefSeq lists its product as uncharacterized. The record is from RefSeq and is a predicted model, not a curated record. The transcript has a single exon. Gene Ontology annotation, cellular component: nucleus. NCBI's taxonomy places the organism in Eukaryota, Fungi, Ascomycota, Eurotiomycetes, Chaetothyriales, Herpotrichiellaceae. Bases 1 to 2568 code for a protein of 855 amino acids. Gene Ontology annotation, molecular function: nucleic acid binding; ATP binding. Gene Ontology annotation, biological process: ribosome biogenesis.